ACAAGUGAUUCCAAGAGAAGUCAUUUUGCAUUCAAUGCAAUCGUAAUGUUAAUUGUUAUCUUCUAUUUUACAGACAAUACAUGUAUUUGAGUUCCAAAAGCAGGGCAGAUCCUCGAGCAUGCAAAAUAUGGAAAAUGAACAGCUGCAGAAGUAUAUCAGAAUGUGUCACUCAUCACUCUUAGACUUGGGAAGUUUAACUUGUUUGGUAUAGUGCUUUUUUUUUAAUAAGUGAUAGUUUUUUUUAACCUUAUCCAUGGAGAGUGAAACAGAAGAAAAUCCUGAUGACCAGGACUAUAUUCUGAGCAUUCUCAGGAACUUACAGUCACCAAAUAGAUUUCCUACUGGAAAUCCAAUCAAUAAUUGUGCAAGUGUUAUCUCAGGAAACACUUAUUCUGAUGAGGAUUCAAACACCAAUGACAGCAGUUCAAAUUUUUCACCAAAUGGGGAGCUUUCUGAUGAACAACUCGUUGAGAAUUUCAAUAGGGUUAGAACAGGUCACAGAUUAGAUGAUUACAUAUUAAGCAUCCUGAACAAUGGGAAGUGCAAGAAAAAGUCACACAUACAAAGCACUGUGGAUUCAUUGGACUCUAUUCAUUGUUCAGACUUGACAUUAAAGCCUUUUGAAAAUGCAUUCAGCCCAGGGUCUCUUGAGGUUUCGAAUAUUCUAUUCAAGGAAGAUUCCUCUAAUCACAAACUGGAUGAAGUCCUGCAUGUAGCUAUGAAGAUUGUAAAGCCUAAAAAAGGGAAGACUACUAAGCCAUCAAAUGUUUCUUCUCCUUGCAAGAGAAAGUCUCCGAAAUCUAACUGUACUAAAAUGAAGAAACAAACAACCCAUUCAGCUUCAAAUUUAACUUGUCAUGUGUGCAAUUUUGUCUUUAAUUCAGAGGAAAGCAGAAACAGACAUAUGUCAAAUGAGCACAUAAAGAGAGUAUCCAAUAAAAACCAAUGUGGGAAUCGGAAAAGGAACGUAAGUCAAUCUGAAAAUUUUCCUUCGGAGACAAGUAAUUGCAGUACCACAACAUGGUGUUUUUAUGCAUUUCCACAAGAAGAGGAACAUGUGAGAGAAAACUUUGAAAAAGAGCAAUUAUCCAUGGUAAACUUAAAAGAAUUACCUAUCGACAAAACUGUGAUAGAUCCAAAUACAAUUGGUGAGACAAAAGAUGUAGAAAAAGGAGAAGGUUCACUGAGGACAUCCUCAUACAGACAAUUUCUUAAUUCAAGUGAAGAUCAGUGUAGUAGGACCCAACCUUUUUCAGAGCAUGUAAAAAUGAAGCAUAAACGAUACAUGAAUGGUGAAAGGAUUUGCAUAGAAACUGGUAUAUCAGAGUUGCAGAAUAGGUCCCAAUUUGACAAAUUGGUGUGUGAUAGUGAUUUCAAAAUUUCUCUUCCAAAGCAUAAACCUGAUUUGAGGCCUUCAUCCCUUUUAUCAAAAUUGUGCUCAAGCAUACAGAUUUUGGACAAGUCGGAACCAUCUCCCUCAUCAUCAUCACCGCUAUCAUCAACAUCAUCAUCGUCAUCAUCAUCAGCAGCAGAAUUUAAACUACAAUCAAAUCAACAGUCAUCAUCAUCAAAACUUUCAUCAAAUCAACAACCACCAUCUACAUCAAACCAAGUAUCGCCAGCUGUGUUAAUUCCCGACACUGUUUUAAGGGAGAGACAUUGGAUAAUCCUUGACACACCCAACAUUUUCUGUGCGCCUUCUUCCAGCUCCACCACCAUCAAAGUGAAGGGACACCAAAAUCAGACCCAAAAUGAUGACAUAGUUGGAAUUAAAUCCAUAUUAGAUGAACCUGUCAAAGCGCCAUCUGUUACUCAAUGUUUGACCUUGUUUCCAGAGUGUUCAAGUCACCAUGCAACUCCAAAAUCCAAUACGUGUAGUAAAUUCAAUAUAGAAAAUGAGUGUUCAGCAAACAGCAGUAUUAACCAAGUACACAAGUUUCCAUUUGUUGAAAAAAGUAAUUCUCAAUCAGAAAGUUGUACAGUGAAUGUAUCAGCUACACAAGACUCUGAUCACAUUGAGAAUGACGAAUUAGAAAUUAUAAAGCACUCUUGUGCAAGACAUUUAGCCUUUUCUGAUUUCAUUGCAAGGUACUAUGCUUUUAAAACACACAAAGCUGGAAGUUCUUCAAAAGAAGAUAAAAUAAGCACAUUUAAGGACACAAGCAAGGAAGCUGUUUACUAUUCUCCGUUUUCAAGAGACUUUAUUCUCUCCCCUCCGAAGAAACGAUGGAAAAGUUAUCUUGGGAAUGAAUAAUAAUGUCGUGUAUUUUCCUAUUUUUAAUUACCAGUAGCCAGUAAUAUGUCUAUAUUUUUUGUUUUUUUCUUUGUUAUUUUUUUUCAAAUUAUGUUUUAAUUAAAAACAUUUUGAAUGGCAUUGUUUAUUAAUUAUUUGUGAAAGUUUCUACCUCAAUAGUAGCUCACAUAAACAGUAUCAUGAUUGAAGACCAUAUAUAAAUACUUGUUAUGGAAUCUAUUCAAACUAAUGUGAAUUGAAUUUAAGCAUUUUUCAAAUUUAUUUCUCACCCCCCCCCCCCCUCCAGCCAAAAAAAUAUUAAAAAACAUAAAAUGUAUAUUAAAAACCCAAAACUACAUUUUGAGUGUUUUAUGGUACAUGUAUAUUGUAUUGAUAACAAAGCAAACAAUUUUUAUUUUUUUUUGGGGGGGGGGGGGUACUCUUAUAUAUA
Molecule: messenger RNA, 2684 nt
Organism: Magallana angulata
Lineage: Eukaryota; Metazoa; Mollusca; Bivalvia; Ostreida; Ostreidae
Exons: 1
Coding region: 254-2254 (666 amino acids)
Source: RefSeq, a predicted model, not a curated record